UGGCUCAUCUACCCUAACCACACAUCAUUAAUUGCGUCUAUCACAUACCCGACCCCCUCUAAACUUCCAACUGCUCAGAACUACCUCUCUACAUUUAAGACCCUCCUAUAUAACACUCCUUGUACACAAAUCUCCGAUUGAUUCUCAUCUUUUGUGGAUCUUCAUCUAUUAGAUCAAAAGGGUCAGUCGAUUACUCUGUUUCGUGAACUGGGUCUCCUCAUUUUCACCUUCCAAUCCCUCAUCUCCGAGGAUGAAGGUCACUAUCAUUUCACGCAGCGGUAGAGAACUCAUAAAGGGUGGUCUUGACCUCAAUGAUUCAGCGACUGUUGCUGAUCUUCAGGAGGCGAUUUAUAAGCGAACCAAAAAGUACUAUCCUUCUAGACAGCGCCUGACCCUCCCCCUCCAACCUGGAUCCAAGGAGAAGCCCAUUGUCCUUCACUACAAGAAAAGUGUCCAAGAAUAUUGCAAUGGAAACUCUGACAACUUGACUGUAGUGUUCAAGCACCUUGGUACACAAGUUUCUUACCGGACACUUUUCUUCUGGGAGUAUUUGGGUCCUCUGAUCAUCUAUCCCAUCUUCUAUUACUUACCCAUGUACCAGUACUUCGGCUACAAAGAAGAGCGUGUCAUCCACACAGCUCAGACAUAUGCUCUAUACUGCUGGUGUUUCCACUACUUUAAACGUAUCAUGGAAACAUUUUUUGUGCACCGGUUCAGCCAUGCAACCUCACCACUUUCUAAUGUGUUCAGGAAUUGUGCUUAUUAUUGGACCUUUGGUGCUUAUAUUGCUUACUACAUGAAUCACCCACUAUAUACACCUGUAAGUGACCUCCAAAUGAAGAUUGGGUUCGGGUUUGCGUUGGUUUGCCAAUUAUCAAAUUUCUAUUGCCAUAUCUUGCUGAGGAAUCUUCGGAGCCCCAGUGGAAAUGGAGGAUACGAAAUUCCACGUGGGUUUCUGUUCAAUAUCGUGACAUGUGCAAAUUACACAACAGAGAUUUAUCAGUGGCUGGGCUUCAAUAUUGCAACACAGACUGUUGCAGGUUAUGUCUUUCUUGUGGUUGCUACUGCAAUCAUGACCAACUGGGCCCUCGCAAAACACCGUCGUCUGAAGAGGCUCUUUGAUGGGAAGGAGGGAAGACCUAAGUAUCCCCGCCGAUGGGUGAUACUACCCCCAUUCCUGUAGAAGUGGCCAGCAACUCCACGACUUGGUCCGUCCCUUGCAUCGGUCUGGAUUCAGCAGCAUUUUUUGAAGGGGUCAAUUCUCAUCAGAUCUUGACCCUUGUAUGACUUUAAUCCAUUUGAAAUAGUUCCCGCACUUGUGCUUGACAAAGGGAUGGUUCUUUUUUCCUUUUUCAUUCUAUAUCAUCAUUUUGGGAGUGCUUUCAAUCUUGUAGUUGUCACUCGUCACAGUUCUGUUUGAUGGCUUUUAGACGAUAUUUGAUAAGUUAAUCAGCUGUUUUCGUUUUCCCCUUAAAUUAAAA
This is a messenger RNA of Cornus florida, 1481 nucleotides long. RefSeq names its product very-long-chain enoyl-CoA reductase. Gene Ontology annotation, molecular function: oxidoreductase activity, acting on the CH-CH group of donors. NCBI's taxonomy places the organism in Eukaryota, Viridiplantae, Streptophyta, Magnoliopsida, Cornales, Cornaceae. Gene Ontology annotation, biological process: very long-chain fatty acid biosynthetic process. Bases 251 to 1183 code for a protein of 310 amino acids. The transcript has 4 exons. The record is from RefSeq and is a predicted model, not a curated record.